UUUGUGCAGCGUGGUCAAAAUAUGGCCAUCAGCGGCAGGUACCACUCAGUGGGAAAGUUAGGAUCUGGUUCUUUUAGCAAUGUCUAUCUAGAGCGUAAUACUGAAACCGGUAACGAAGUCGCUAUACAACUCGAACAUCACAGCGUUGCCCCGUCUUUACUUAAGGAGAAAGUGGAAAUCUAUUAAUCUCUGGUCGGGAAAAUCGGCUUCUCCCGGGUGUACUGGCAUAGCUAUUACAAUGACUUCACGAUUUUGGUGUUCGAGUUACUGGGGCCGAACUUGGAAGACUUAUUCCGAUACUGUGGCAACCAGUUCUCGUUGAAGAUGACUCUGAUGCUGGCUGACUAACUGCUUCGUCGCAUUGAGACUCUUCACUCACAUUAUUACCUUCACCGGGACGUAAGGCCUGAAAAUUGUCUUCUGGGU
Messenger RNA from Cladophialophora psammophila CBS 110553, 426 nucleotides. RefSeq lists its product as uncharacterized. The record is from RefSeq and is a predicted model, not a curated record. The transcript has 2 exons. NCBI's taxonomy places the organism in Eukaryota, Fungi, Ascomycota, Eurotiomycetes, Chaetothyriales, Herpotrichiellaceae. The annotation marks the transcript as partial.